Molecule: messenger RNA, 885 nt
Organism: Brassica rapa (field mustard)
Lineage: Eukaryota; Viridiplantae; Streptophyta; Magnoliopsida; Brassicales; Brassicaceae
Source: RefSeq, a predicted model, not a curated record
AUGAGCAAGUCAUUGUUCAUGCGGAUUGUGCAUCGCCUCUCUACGGAAGUGGAGUAUUUUGCUGCAACGGAAGAUGCAGUCGGAAGGCGUAGUCUAUCACCGCUCCAGAAAUGCACAGCAGCAAUACGUCAAUUAGCAUAUGGGGGUGGGGCUGAUACGGUGGACGAAUAUGUCAGACUUGGUGAAUCAACAGCUCGGAAUUGCUUGCACAAUUUUACUGCCGCAAUCAUCGACUUGUUUGGCGAUGAGUACCUAAGACGUCCAACACCCGAAGAUCUUGAAAGGCUACUACACAAGGGAGAAGAACGUGGAUUUCCCGGGAUGAUUGGAAGCAUCGACUGUACUAUGAACGAUCUUAAUAUUCUUGAUCGAUCACCUGUUUUUGAUGACAUUAUUAACGGAAUUGCUCCCAAAGUCAAUUACAAUGUCAACGGCAGGGAGUACGAUUUGGCCUAUUAUCUUACAGAUGGUAUUUAUCCGGAAUGGGCGACAUUUAUUAAAUCUAUUAGUCUCCCACAGGGUGAAAAAGAUUCAUUAUUUGCAAAAAGACAGGAAUCUGCCCGAAAAGAUGUUGAGCGUGCCUUCGGAGUCCUGCAAGCUAGAUUCGCCGUUAUUAAAAAUCCAUCAAAGUUAUGGAGUAAAUCGAAGAUAUCAAAAAUUAUGAGAGCUUGUAUCAUACUCCAUAAUAUGAUUGUCGAAGAUGAAGAACGUACGGAUACUCGAGAUGAGACAUUUCACGAUCAGGAUAUUUCUUUUUGCGUCAAGAUGCCUACUGAGCUUUUCGAUGCACUUGAUCGCCGAGCUAGAGUUCGGGAUAGACCAGUCCAUAGACAACUAAAACAUGAUUUGAUCGAACAUCUAUGGGAUAAAUUUGGAGAUGAAUAA